Molecule: messenger RNA, 486 nt
Organism: Pocillopora meandrina
Lineage: Eukaryota; Metazoa; Cnidaria; Anthozoa; Scleractinia; Pocilloporidae
Source: the annotation of a GenBank genome assembly
AUGCACAUUGUAGAAAUAGCUCUCACGAUGCCCAUAAGCAACGCAUGGCCUGAAAGGGGAGUCAGUCGAGUUAAGCUUAUAAAGUCAAGGCUCAGGAGCAGGCUGACCAAUGAGAUGCUGGAGGCCCUUGUUAAUAUCUCUAUGAAUGGUCCAGAGGCAAAUUCUUCAGAAUGUGACACCCUGGUGAAGAAGACCACUGAGAAAUGGCUCCCUGGAAAACGCUACAAUUUGGCCAAAGGGAAGUCAGCCUCAAGAGAAAGCAAGGGCAAAGAACCUGCACCACCAGAAUUAACAAGUGUAUCAACACAGACGGACCCACAAGUUGAAGAUCGUCAGAGUCAAGAAGAACAACAAGCGUUGCAAGAGGAAGAGCAGGCCCUCAUUAAACUUGGCUUAGCAAAUUUUCAAGAUGAUCCAAGUUGUGACGACAGUGACAGGGACAGUGCAAUGGGGAAAGUGAUUUCAGUGACAGUGACUUUUAACUAA